CUUAGUAUACCAUUGGUUCCUUUCAAGUUUUAUAUGGCUGUUUUUAGCAUAAAGUAAGAUUCAGACCCUCUACACCACUGUAUGGCUUAAAGGGUCCAAGUUAUAUAGUUGAGCAGCAUUCAUAUCAGUGUCAACUAUAAAUAAGUCUUUUUCUUCCUGGUCUGUGACAGUUGAGUUUUAAGAGAAUAUUUUGGUUCGUAGACUUAGCUUUGCACACAAAUUAUGUUGGAUUCUCAGAAGACCAAACCAACAUGUAGCUUUUAUUUCUGUAGGAUUGUUUUGCUCGUUGUUUGAGUAUGUUAGGCUUUUCGGACUAAAUAAGGAAUGUUAAGUGUUUAAAUAAGUAAAAACAAAUGAUCAGAGCUCCCCUAUCCCCCUGUGUUUCUAGGUAACUCUAAGUACCCAAUUUUGCAGCCAUGGAGUCCAUGCUUAAUAAGUUGAAGAGUACUGUUACAAAAGUAACAGCUGAUGUCACUAGUGCUGUAAUGGGAAAUCCUGUCACUAGAGAAUUCGAUGUUGGUCGACACAUUGCCAGUGGUGGCAAUGGGCUAGCUUGGAAGAUAUUUAAUGGCACAAAAAAGUCAACAAAACAGGAAGUGGCUGUUUUUGUCUUUGAUAAAAAGCUGAUGGACAAAUAUCAAAAAUUCGAGAAGGAUCAAAUCAUCGAUUCUCUAAAACGAGGAGUCCAGCAGCUAACGCGCUUACGGCACCCUCGGCUCCUUACUGUCCAGCAUCCGUUAGAGGAAUCCAGGGAUUGCUUGGCAUUUUGUACAGAACCAGUUUUUGCCAGUUUAGCCAAUGUUCUAGGUAACUGGGAAAAUCUGCCUUCGACUUUGUCUCCAGACAUUAAGGAUUAUAAACUUUAUGAUGUAGAAACCAAGUAUGGUUUGCUUCAGGUUUCUGAAGGAUUGUCAUUUUUGCAUAGCAGUGUGAAAAUGGUUCAUGGAAAUAUUACACCUGAAAAUAUAAUUUUGAAUAAAAGUGGAGCCUGGAAAAUAAUGGGUUUUGAUUUUUGUGUAUCAUCGACCAAUCCUUCUGAACAAGAGCUCAAGUUUCCUUGUAAAGAAUGGGACCCAAAUUUACCAUCAUUGUGUCUUCCAAAUCCUGAAUAUUUGGCUCCUGAAUACAUACUUUCUGUGAGCUGCGAAACAGCCAGUGAUAUGUACUCUUUAGGAACUGUUAUUUAUGCUGUAUUUAACAAAGGGAAGCCUGUGUUUGAAAUUAACAAGCAAGAUAUUUACAAGAGUUUCAGUAGGCAGUUGGAUCAGUUGAGUCGUUUAGGAUCUAGUUCACUUACAAAUAUACCAGAGGAAGUCCGUGAACAUGUAAAACUACUGUUAAAUGUAACUCCAACUGUAAGACCAGAUGCAGAUCAAAUGACAAAGAUUCCCUUCUUUGAUGAUGUUGGUGCAGUGACACUGCAGUAUUUCGAUACCUUAUUCCAAAGAGAUAAUCUUCAGAAAUCACAGUUUUUCAAAGGACUGCCUAAGGUUCUACCGAAACUGCCCAAGCGUGUCAUUGUGCAGAGAAUUUUGCCUUGUUUGACUUCAGAAUUUGUAAACCCUGACAUGGUACCUUUUGUUUUGCCCAAUGUUCUACUUAUUGCUGAAGAAUGCACCAAAGAAGAAUAUGUCAGGUUAAUUCUGCCUGACCUUGGCCCUGUCUUUAAACAGCAGGAGCCAAUACAGAUUUUGUUAAUUUUCUUACAAAAAAUGGAUUUGCUACUAACCAGAACUCCUCCUGAUGAGAUAAAGAGCAGCGUCCUGCCAAUGGUUUACAGAGCACUUGAGGCACCUUCCAUUCAGAUCCAGGAACUCUGUCUAAACAUCAUUCCAACCUUUGCAAAUCUUAUAGACUACCCAUCCAUGAAAAAUGCUUUGAUACCAAGAAUUAAAAAUGCAUGUCUACAAACAUCUUCCCUUGCUGUUCGUGUCAAUUCAUUAGUGUGCUUAGGGAAGAUUUUGGAGUACUUGGAUAAGUGGUUUGUACUUGAUGACAUCCUGCCCUUCUUACAACAGAUUCCAUCCAAGGAACCUGCAGUCCUCAUGGGGAUUUUAGGCAUUUACAAAUGUACUUUCACUCAUAAGAAGUUGGGAAUCACCAAAGAGCAGCUGGCUGGGAAAGUAUUGCCUCAUCUGAUUCCUCUGAGUAUUGAAAAUAAUCUUAAUCUCAAUCAGUUCAAUUCUUUCAUUUCCGUCAUUAAAGAGAUGCUUAAUAGAUUGGAGUCUGAACAUAAGACUAAACUGGAGCAACUUCACAUAAUGCAAGAACAGCAGAAAUCUUUGGAUAUAGGAAAUCAAAUGAAUGCUUCUGAGGAGACAAAAGUUACAAAUGUUGGGUCUCAGAUUGACAAAGUUUUUAACAACACUGGAGCAGACCUUCUGACUGGUGGUGAGUCAGAAAAUAAAGAGGAUGUGUUAAAGAAUAAGCAUAAAAAAGCAUCACUUACACUUGAAGAAAAACAAAAGUUAGCAAAAGAACAGGAGCAGGCACAGAAGUUGAAAAGCCAGCAGCCUCUUAAACCCCAAGUGCACACACCUAUUGCUCCAGUCAAACAGACUAAGGACUUGACAGAGACAUUGAUGGAUAACAUGUCAUCUCUGAGCAGCCUGUCUGUUAGCACCCCUAAAAGUUCUGCUUCAAGCACCUUCACUUCCGUUCCUUCCAUGGGCCUUGGCAUGAUGUUUUCUACACCAAUUGAUAAUACAAAGAGAAAUUUGACAAAUGGCCUAAAUGCUAACAUGGGAUUUCAGACUCCGGGAUUCAACAUGCCGCUUAAUACAAACCAGAACUACUUCAGUGGUCCAAGUACACCUGGAGUGACGAUGACGAUGGGAGCGCCUUCCACUUUGCCAAGCUUCAGUGCUGUGGGGGUUCCACCUGCCGGUGCAAAGCAGGCUCAGCAAAGACCUCCAGAUAUGUCUGCUCUUAAUAAUCUCUUUGGUCCUCAGAAACCCAAAGUUAGCAUGAACCAGUUAUCACAACAGAAACCAACUCAGUGGCUCACUCAGUUUGCGCCGCCUCAGGGGUCCCCGGGCACGGGCAGCGCAGCAGUGGGAACGCAGGCGAACGUGAUCGGACAGACGGCCUUCGGUGUGCAGGCGAACCCUUUCUUUAACCCACAGAACUUUGCGCAGCCCCCACCUGCUAUGACCAGCAGCAGUUCAGCUAGCAAUGAUUUAAAGGAUCUGUUUGGGUGAGGUGUAUUGCUCUUAUUUUUGAAGGAUUACUUCAGUUUUAAUCAUGGGUGAACUGAUUUAUAUCUUUAUAUGGUUGGCUUGGAGGAACUACUACUGUGGGAAAAGGAAUGGUUCUACGACAAAAACACCUGUUUCCAUGCCAGUGUCGUAGUUGUAUGGCCUCCUCUAACAGUUGAGUUUUUUAAAGCAUUGAGGAUUUUUUCUCUCUUACCAUACUGUCUUCAGGUUUUUAAAAGACCUAACCUGUACCAAUCUCAAAGAUACCUAAGUAUCUUGAAUAGCAGAAUUUUUAAAUCAAAUGUUUAUUUUGCUUGUAAAUCUUAGUGUUAUUUUAAAAAAUUGAGUUGAUGGUAAUUGCAAGUUUUAUCUAUUAAAUACUACAUGGUGCACAGUCUGCCUUCACAAGUCAUUAGUCUUCAUUUUAAUAUGUGAACAAUCUUGAUGCUGUAUCGAUCUGUUUGCAUUUAGUAUGACUGAGAAAAUUGUAAGCAUAAGAAGAAAAGGAUCAGGUCACUUGCUUUUUCCAAUCUUCUCAGAUGAACUAAUGUUAGUACAAAAGACUGAGCAAAUACUGCAAAAUUUAACGUACCUUAGAUUUCAUUGGUUCAAACUAAAUGCAUUAUUAGCCAUCUUAAAUGCAAACUAAUCAUUGUAAAUUAUAUUUUAGCAUGGUCUGCCUCAAAUAGUAAUGUAUUUUUCUGCAUUCCCUUGGAUAUAUUUAGAACCACUUUUUCCUGUGGUAUCACAGACAGAAGAGGUAUGUACUGAUGUGUACAGAUAUUUGACAAAGCCCUCUGAUGUGAUUUGCCCAACUACUGCCUUCAUAUUUCACUUGAAGUCCAAUUUCUGAGGUUGCAGUAUAUAGGAAUUGCAUUUUCAAACGCAGAUUUGUAAGAAUUGAAUUAUAUUUAAUGAGUAAACUUUUGAGAUUUCUGCUGUAUUGUUUCAAAUGUAAUAAACUUUACUUCUAUAAAAAUGAGCCGUUGUAUCUCCUGGCUACAACAGAUUAAUUUUGAGCUUACCAUGGUAAAGUCUGACCUCAUCAAUUACUACAACUGAAGUCUGCUGCUUUUCUAGGAAUUUCAGAACCUUUUGUUCAAGCGUUGUUAAGUGGUAUUUUUAGGAAGGAAGGAAGAAGUUCCUCUAGCAGGAAACAUGCUUUAGUUUUCAAAGCCUGCCCAGUGCUUUUCUCUGAUUUGCCGAUUACUCACUCAGUCGCAGAUGGAGCCUCGUGCUGUAAAUGUGAUUUGUGUUUUGUUAGAUUCUCUUCCUCGGUUUUGGGAUAGCUUUAAAAUGACCUCUCAGAGAAAUACAGUUAGUUGCUGCUGUAGAAUUUGUGGUUUUUUUAAAUAUCUGAGGCCAGCAAUUAUUGACAAUAAAUCAUACACUGUUAAGUGUGCUGAUACUAAGCUUAUUCAAUGAAAUAUAUGUGUGUACACACACUAAAUAUAUCAUUGGUCAUACAGUACUUGAUUACAAAGUGUAAUUUGAUGGUAAUAUUGCUGGUGGCAUUCAGUAAGAACAUACUUUAAAAAAAUCGAGUCAGCUUUGCCUCUGGGUUCUGUGUGAGCUGCCCUGUGCUACAUGGUUUAGAAAAAGGACUCGGAGGGAUGCUGACGAAGCAGCCAAGAAGUGGAACACGAGGAGGACCCAGUGUCCUGCCAGAGACGUUCACACCUGGACCGGAUUAUGUCUUGUUUGUAACACAAUAUUAAUACUUCUCUUGGGAAAAGUUUACAUAUGAAUAAAAUUGCUUAAUGUUAAUUGUUCUUUGUAACAAUUCAGUAGUCACUGUUCAUUAGAAAAUUGCUUUUUAUUUUGUAAAAUACCUUGAUGUCAGUGUGUUGAACUUUUAGUUAGAAGGAAAGCUUAAUAUAAUAUAUACUUUCAACUUCUAAGUACGAAAAUAGGUUAUUUGAAAAAAUAUAUGUAAUUCUUAGGUAAUUUUCACAUCUUAAAAUUUGCUCAUUUAUUGAGGUAAUGGUGCUACAUAUCUACUUUUUUUUUUUCUUGAAGGUAUUUUAUUUACAUCAUUUCCAUCAAUUGAACUGUUACCAUUGCCUUUUUUUGUUGAGAAAUUGCCUCUGAAAAAGUUCUAUUUUUAGGUUUGUAUUUCUAUGUGAACAGAAUUUUCAAAGUGCUAGAUCACCUUAAAAGUUAUUUCAGAUAUUGACAGAUUUUAAGUUUCUUGUGCUUAGAGUAGAAAAUUGGUAGGUUAAAAAGCACCUGUAGACAGAAACUAUAAGGUUCCCUCCUAUUUGAAUUGGCUCCUGUAAUGCGGAAGCGUGUGGUAUGUGUAGAGGAUGCAUGAAAGGAAAUGGAAGUGGACCAUGCACUUGGUUGGGUUUGAUUUGUUUGUGUGUUUUUGUUUUUAUUUUGAAAUGCUUAUAACCCUUCAUUUCACCUGAAUGAGUCAAGGAAGUAGAUUUUUGUUAUGUUGUUGUUUUUUUAAACCUGUGAAAUACCUCACACGGUUGCUCUUACAUAUUAAAGAGAAAGGUAUGUGAAAGUACCUGAGAGCAAGUACAGAGUAUGCACCAAAUAAAUUUAGCUUUGAUAAAA
Messenger RNA from Miniopterus natalensis, 5762 nucleotides. NCBI's taxonomy places the organism in Eukaryota, Metazoa, Chordata, Mammalia, Chiroptera, Miniopteridae. The record is from RefSeq and is a predicted model, not a curated record.